Messenger RNA from Eremothecium cymbalariae DBVPG#7215, 1206 nucleotides. It is a transcript of the gene MCA1, whose product is annotated as Ca(2+)-dependent cysteine protease MCA1. NCBI's taxonomy places the organism in Eukaryota, Fungi, Ascomycota, Saccharomycetes, Saccharomycetales, Saccharomycetaceae. The coding region runs from base 1 to 1206 and encodes 401 amino acids. Gene Ontology annotation, biological process: proteolysis. The transcript has a single exon. Gene Ontology annotation, molecular function: cysteine-type endopeptidase activity. The record is from RefSeq and is a predicted model, not a curated record.
AUGUUUCCGGGUGCAGGACGUCCAACGUUUCAUGGCCAGGAGCUACAGCAGCAGCAACAGCAGUAUCCAGGAUAUAAUGAGUACUCCAGACCUGGUUAUCCUUCGUGGCCGCAGUCCAGCGGGAGUGAAUAUUCAAGGCCUCCGGUGCCCCCUCCAGGCUACGAUGGAGGGUACAAUGUACGUGGGGAUGGGAUGGUGCAAGGGUAUGCACACCCUCAGCAGAUGGUGUCACCUCCUCAAAACGUGCAGUAUAUGGAUCCUGCUCACCACCAGGUUGCAUAUCAGUACUCCCAAUGUACUGGUAGACGUAAAGCGCUGUUAAUCGGAAUCAAUUAUUUCGGUUCAAGCGGCGAAUUGCGUGGGUGUAUUAACGAUACGAAGAAUAUCUUGGAGUUUCUCACGACUCGUCAUGGUUAUAAAGAAGAGGACGUUGUUGUUUUGAAUGAUGACCAACGGGAUCCAGUGCGUAUUCCCACCAGAGCUAACAUACUAAGGGCGAUGCAGUGGCUGGUAAAGGAUGCGCAGCCCAAUGAUGCGUUAUUUCUGCAUUAUUCAGGGCACGGUGGACAAACGGAGGAUUUGGAUGGCGAUGAAGAAGACGGGAUGGAUGACGUUAUUUAUCCGGUUGAUUUUGAAGUUGCUGGACAUAUUGUUGACGAUGAGCUACAUGAUAUCCUGGUCAAACCAUUGCAGCCUGGGGUACGUUUGACGGCCCUCUUUGAUUCUUGCCACUCAGGUACCGUUUUGGAUCUUCCAUACACGUAUUCAACUAAGGGUGUAAUUAAGGAACCUAAUGUUUGGAAAGAUAUCGGCAACGACGGCCUGCAGGCUGCAAUGGCUUAUGUUAGUGGUAAUAGUAUGAACAUGUUCUCAUCUCUGAAAUCAUUGGCGUCUACUAUUGGCCGGAAAGCUACUGGCUCUGCAGAUGUCGAUACAGAGCGUGUGAGGCAGAUCAAGUUCUCACCUGCAGAUGUCAUCAUGUUUAGUGGUUCUAAAGACAAUCAGACAUCCGCAGAUACAGUUGAAGGUGGUAUGGCAACAGGUGCAAUGUCAUACGCUUUCGUCCAGGUGUUAACCCAACAACCUCAACAAUCGUACUUGAGUUUACUACAGAAUAUGAGACAGGAGUUGCAAUCCAAGUAUUCUCAAAAGCCACAAUUGUCCUCAUCUCACCCAAUUGAUGUAAACUUGCAGUUUAUUUUGUGA